This is a messenger RNA of Gadus chalcogrammus (walleye pollock), 2270 nucleotides long. RefSeq names its product glucoside xylosyltransferase 2 (gene gxylt2). The transcript is spliced from 7 exons. Gene Ontology annotation, biological process: protein O-linked glycosylation via N-acetylgalactosamine. The record is from RefSeq and is a predicted model, not a curated record. Gene Ontology annotation, molecular function: UDP-xylosyltransferase activity. Bases 168 to 1496 code for a protein of 442 amino acids. NCBI's taxonomy places the organism in Eukaryota, Metazoa, Chordata, Actinopteri, Gadiformes, Gadidae.
CCGCUUGAAAUGUUUCAUGGUUGCGCUAAAUCCAUCUUUACUCUGUCGUCUGCAGCUAAUGCAGUCGAGGAGCGCUAUUAAAAUGUCAACUCGUUUUGUUUUUCGCGAAUUGUAGCCAUGAGAGGAGAUUUUUUUCCCUCGUUUAACUUUCCGACCUCGGUCUCACAAUGCGAAUUCAUUGCAAACUAUUUGUAAUCGCUGUGUGUUUGGGAGUUUUUCUACUUUUGUACUUUUUCGGUGGGAAUUCUGCAGACGAACAGCUCUUGAAAGAAGUUAAAGAGGACAACCCUUCUCCAUCUGCCCCAUCGGAAGUUGUACAUAAGGUAGCAUCAAAGUUCACAUACAGAAAACACCAUGAACUUAAUGUUGCUGCAGGAGAUGCACCCAAGGAGCGAAAGAAUGGAAACAGUAUCAACAGAGUGGCAAACGUUAAUACAAAGAGACUAAAGACGAAUGGCGGGCGGCCGGGGUCGCGGCGGGCCCCUGCGGAGGAGGUCAUGCACCUGGCAGUGGUGGCCUGUGGGAACCGGCUCGAGGAGACCCUCAUCAUGGUCAAAUCGGCUCUGCUUUUCAGCGUCAAGAAGAUCAAGUUCCACAUCUUCGCGGAGGAUCCCCUGGCUGCCCACUUUGAGAAAGGGCUGGGCCAGUGGCCUAGGUCCAUCGCAGCCAAGUUCCAGCACCAGAUCUACCCAAUCACCUUCUCCGUUGGCAACCAAGAAGAGUGGAAGAAGCUGUUCAAGCCCUGUGCUGCUCAAAGGCUCUUUCUACCGGUAAUCCUCAAGGAGGUGGACUCACUGCUCUAUGUGGACACAGACGUGCUGUUCCUCAGACCCAUGGACGACAUCUGGGCCUUCCUGAAGGAGUUCAACAGCACCCAGCUGGCGGCCAUGGCCCCUGAGCACGAGGUGCCCAAGAUAGGCUGGUACAGCCGCUUUGCACGCCACCCGUUCUAUGGCGUCACAGGGGUCAACUCUGGGGUCAUGCUGAUGAACCUCACCAGGAUCCGCAGCACAAUGUUCAAAAAUAGCAUGAUCCCUGAUGGCCUCUCCUGGGAGGACCUCCUUCACCCUCUCUACCAGAAGUACAAGAACCACAUCACCUGGGGAGAUCAGGACCUCCUCAACAUCAUCUUCCACUACAACCCAGAGUGUCUCUUCACCUUCCCCUGCCUCUGGAACUACAGGCCAGACCACUGCAUGUACGGGAGCAACUGUAAGGAGGCUGAGGAGGAGGGGGUCUCCAUUCUGCAUGGCAACCGCGGAGUGUACCACGACGACAAACAGCCAGCCUUCAAAGUGAUUUACGACGCAAUACGGGAUUUUCCAUUGGAGGACAACCUCUUCCAGUCUCUGUUCUACCCCAUCCAGACCAAGUUUCUGGACACGGUCAACACCCUGUGUGGUCGCAUACCGCAGGUGUUCCUCAAGCAGGUGGAGAAGACCAUGAGGAAAGUGUACGAGCUGAAAGUGGUCCGCCAUGUGCGACCGCAUCACUGACCGACUGUGAUGGAGCCACCCGCUACCCAUGGAGAGAGUGGCCCCAUCCCGCCUGGCAUUUAACUUACACUCUACAUUUCUUACACCGUAAAGGACCAUAUCUUUCCUGGGGAUUUUAACGCCAGAAGUUCUCAGAAGAAGGGAGAGUCUCAGGCAUUUGACCUCUGAAUAACUCUCUCUUGUGUUCUCGCUGUGUAUUGGGCCCAAUUCCUGACACUCAUUUUUAAAUGGCUAUGUAAGCCUCAGGACUGCUUCCUGUCGUUGAGUGGGUUAUUACUCCUAUGGUAAACAAACAUGCACACAGUGCUGGUCAGUGGUGCAGUCGAAUGGGAGUUGCCUUAUUGAAUGAUAAUAUUGUGCAGUGACAAAAAUAUGUGAAGACGUGAAGACAAAUGCCAGCCUGAUUUAAUAAAGGCAGUACGAAAUGUAUGUCGUCUACAUUUUAAACUCAAGUGGAAGUUAGAUAUAAAUGUUUCUUAUUUUAAUGCAGAUUAAAGUAUUUGCCUUUUUUUGGUGCGUUUUGUUUAGUUUUUUACUCAUUUUAUUUCAUUGAGCAUUGGUGACCGAGCAAGGUUAACAGAGAUUUGAUACGAUUUUCUACUUUAAGUAAGUACACAUCUCCUUUUCUUUUUUAAAUAUGUGAAUCUUUCUCCAAACUUGUUUUUUGUGUGAAUCUGGUCUGAAAUCUCCAACUGCCGCUGACAGUAUUACAAUCGAAGAGGAAAACAUGGUGUUAUAAUGUUACACACCAAAAAAUGCACUUUCACAUCAACA